Messenger RNA from Cryptosporidium ubiquitum, 3294 nucleotides. RefSeq names its product adapter-related protein complex 2 alpha 1 subunit. Bases 1 to 3294 code for a protein of 1097 amino acids. Lineage: Eukaryota; Apicomplexa; Conoidasida; Eucoccidiorida; Cryptosporidiidae. The record is from RefSeq and is a predicted model, not a curated record. Gene Ontology annotation, molecular function: clathrin-cargo adaptor activity. Gene Ontology annotation, biological process: clathrin-dependent endocytosis; intracellular protein transport. The transcript has a single exon. Gene Ontology annotation, cellular component: AP-2 adaptor complex; membrane coat.
AUGGAACUAAUUGAAUAUGAGAUUUCCAAUCUAAAAUCAAUUUUGGUAAAAACUAAUGACAAUUCAAAAAGAGAUCGUCAACUUACUUUAAAGGAUAAAGAAAAAAUUAUUUGGAGAUUGGUUUACAUAAGUUUAAUGGGAUAUGAAAUCGAUUUUGGAUGGUUUGAAAUUUUAGAGUUGGCCAGUUCAGACAUUUCUGAAUAUAAACAAUGUGGAUAUGUGGCUGCUUCAACAAUUUACAAACAGAAUGUGGAAUUACUUAGAUUAUUAAUCAAUACAAUAAAAAGUGAUUUAAAUAAUUGCUUUGAAGUUUUAAUAAAUAACGAAGAAUUUCUCUAUAAAUCCAGGAAUUUUAGACCUUUUUCAGUAGAAAUAGGGAAAAAUUAUUCGGGUAAAAGUUUUGAUGUAAGGAAGCAAAGAAUCAAGAAUUGUUUACUUGCAUUGAAUUUCAUUGGUAAUGUUCCAACUUUGGACUUCGCGGAUAAUCUUUUUAUUGAUGUGAAGAAAAUUGCGGAGCUACCUCUUGAAAAACAAUUAAACGAUACAAACAUUGUUAGAUCAAAGGCAAUUUGCUGUUUAACAAAGUUAUUCCAAUGUUGUCCUGAUCGACUGAGAGCAUACGAGUGGGGAGAAAGACUUGUAACGUAUUUUCAAUUUGAAAGGAAUUGUGAUUGUCUAAUUUCUCAGUGUAUUUUUAUUAGAAAUAGUUUAAAGUAUUAUCUUGGCAAUGAUUACUUUGAGCCAAAAGAAAAUUCUGAAAGAAACCUAACUGAACAAGAAGCAGAUAAUUCCAAAAUUGACAGUGAAAGAGAAAUCAUGGAUUCAAAUUUUAGUAUUGAACUGAUAAAGAGUUGGGAAUUGAUCGUUCCAACUUUAAUAUUUACAUUAUCAAGAAUCAGAUCAAAUAGGGAAAUUAAACAUUGGAAAUUUCAUAAAAUUCCAUUGUUUUGGCUUCAGGUUAAGUUAAUAGAGAUAUUGCAGUUGCUUCCUCAAGUUAAUAACGAUCGUUUUGUAAAUUACAAAAUGAAUAAGAUAAUGGAAGAAGUUUUUUUUAGUGCAAUCCAAGCAACUAAAUCAAUAAAUGAAUCUAAUUCAAAUAUUAGUUCUACCAGUGAUGAAAUUGAAUUUCAAUGUGUAAUUGGUAUUGCAGUAGAGAUGACGAAAUAUAUCAGCAAGACUAGUAGUAAUCAGGAGUUCCCUGUUAAUAUAGGCCAUUUAAUGGGAACAUUUAUUGAAGGUUUGCUCUAUACCGAAAAUAAAGAUUAUAUUUCUAUUUCUAUUUCACUAAUUUUCGACUUUAAAACGAAUAGAGUAAUCGAAGAAUUAAUAAAAAAGAAUAUGGUCGUGCUGCUGAGAUUUAUAUGUUCUAUUGAUGAAGAUACAACAUUGAAUCUUUUAAAUAUUUUUUCACACAUCUGUAGCAAAAAUAAUUGGAUUUUUAUUACCAAGGAAAUUCUGAAUGGAGUACUUUACAAAUAUAUAUUAAAUACAAAUAAAUUAAAUAAUAAAGAUACUCCUAGCAUACAAAGAUGUUCAAAUGACUAUUUUUAUCCAGGAAAAGCUAAAACACUAUUGGAGGAGAUAAUUUUAUCAGUUUGUUACACAAUAAGAAGAUUUUCAAACAUAAGUGGAGUUUCAUUAAAGACAAUUAAUAUACUUUUUCAACUCCUUGAAAAAUCGAUGUGCGAUCUAAAUCCAGUCUUUGAAAUUACAGAGAAUACCCUUUUUCAGAUAAUAGAUAUUUUAUUUGAUUCUAAAUUGAAAAAUGAACGUCUUGAUAUGAUUGAAAAAACGAAUGAACCUUUAAAGUACGAUUCAAGUAUUCAAAAAUAUGUAACUAUAAAAUCAUACAAAUUAUUGUAUAAAUUGGGUAAAUACAGAAAUAAUUUUAACCCUAAAUCUGGAAUAAGAUGGUUAUGUUUUAUAUUGGGCGAAUAUGGACAGUUAAUAUCAAAUAAAAUAUCUAUCAUUCAGCAAGUUGAAGUAUUAUUAAAUAUUCACGAUGUAUUAACUAUUGAUUCUGAUGAAGAACAAAUUCCAUUAAUAAAAAGUACAAUUUUGCUUUCUUUUACAAAGCUUUACUGCAAUUCAGAUCAUGAUACUCAAAAUCAAAUCUACGAAAUUCUGAAAAUUGGGGUUCGAAAUAGGGGUAAUUCCAUUGAUUCACCCGAGUUUUUGAAUGCAAUUAUUGCAAAUACGCAAUACAGUAUCACUCCAACAAAUGGGAAUUUAACUCCAGUAGAGAGAUUAUCGAAUAAUAAUUCAUGUUUAAGAUAUAGAAACCAAUUGUUGAAUGGAGUAUUUGUUCAAAGGAAAAAUAGCUUUUUAGUAUCUAGCCAGUUAAAUAAAUACGGUGAUGAUGGCUAUUGCAAUAGAAAUACUUGGCUCUCUUUAUGUCUCUUAAACAAAGGAAGUUUAUAUAAUUUUAGCCUAUUAUCUAUUGGCUUUUCAAAUGGAAACUUCAAAUAUUCUUCAGGAGAAUCAACAAUUAUUAUUAAGUUAGAAAACAAGAAGAAAAAUAAAACAUUUAGGGUGGAACGUAUUUCUACUAUUAGUGAAGAGAAAAAAGUUACAAAAAAUUCAAAUUCAUUUUCAAAUAUAUUUGAUUCAACUUGCCAAAAUCUUCAUGUUGAAAUUUCUGGUGAAACGAAUAAUAAAGAUUUGGAUAAUGAAGGAACUUUUGAACAAAGAAUUAAUUUAAUUUGUAAAGGCCCCUACUUGAAUCCUCCAAUGGUUUCGUUAUUGUUAAGAAUUUUCUCGAACUCAAAGGAUGAAGUUUUGGAUUUAAAUGAGAAAAUAGAAGAGAUUGAUACGGAGAAUAAUUAUUCAAAACUGAUAUGUGUAAAUUUCAGGCUUCCAGUGAUACUUUCAAACUUCAUGGCACCUACUAAAAAAAUGGAAAAGAACGAAUUUGAACAUUUCUGGGGAAAACUCACUCAAUCUUCAGUAAAAGGAGUUCUUGCAAUUUCUUAUUUUGAAAUCCCAAUUUAUCUCCAACUGCUUAACUUUUGCAUAUAUAGUACAAUUGAUGAAGUAAACAAUUCAAAUCUUUCAAAUUCAAUGACUUACAGCGGAACAUCCACUUUAUAUUUAUCCAACCGUAAAAGAAUACCUUGUAUGCUCAAAGUAAUGCCUUGUGAGAACACAUACAGUGAAUCCCGUGCGGAAAGUAAAGUACACGAAGACAGAAGCAAUGAAAAAUCGGUCGAAAUUAGAGUAAGGUCAAGCUCGCUGAUUGUUGCAAAAAUAUUAAAGCAAAUAGUAUCAACUUAUAUUAUAGCUAACUCCAAUUAG